Molecule: messenger RNA, 2160 nt
Organism: Paralichthys olivaceus (Japanese flounder)
Lineage: Eukaryota; Metazoa; Chordata; Actinopteri; Pleuronectiformes; Paralichthyidae
Gene: dipk1b
Product: divergent protein kinase domain 1B
Source: RefSeq, a predicted model, not a curated record
GGGAAACAGAGGUUUUGUGUCUGAGCCGCAGAAAUGUCCACUCAGAUUUAUCAUCAUUCACGGAUUCUCUCUUGAUCGCAGCUGAAUUUGUUUCUCAUCCUUCGUUAUUUCCUCCUGGCUGCGGAGGAGAGUUUUCUGCACCGGAUGGAUCCCAAACCACAAACUGCUCCGUUUCAAGGACGCGAUCAUGAUCAGUGUUUUCUCUCCUGCGAACGAUUCACGAUUGAGGAGGAAAGAAGUGGAUGAGGACACGGUGCUGUAGACUUGAGACCCCGUAUUUCUGUGGUUAUUUGUGUUGGUGGUGUGGAUCUGCUGAUGAGGAUGAUGAGGAUGAUGAUGAUGAUGAUGAUGUGAGGAUGUGAUCGCUGCUCUCUGCCUCCACACACACACACACACGCUCAUGAUGCCCAGGGCUGUGAGGAGACUGGUGCACUUGGUGCUGUUCUGCCCUCUAUCCAAAGGCCUGCAGAGUCGUCUUCCUGCCAUUAAGGUGAAGUACCUUCUCCUGGCAUGGCUGGGCAUCCUGGUCACCAGCUGGGUCAUCUACAUGCAGUACGCCUCUUACUCCGAACUCUGCCGUGGGCACGUCUGCCAUAUGGUCAUCUGUGACCACUUCAGGAGAGGCAUCAUAUCAGGCUCGUCCUGCAAGGCGCUGUGUGACCAGAGAACUCUGACCCUGCAGCACUGCAUGUCCACGUCCUCCACACAUCAGGUGUACAGUGGACUGUGGAAGGAGAGACCUGUUGUGAUCAAGUGCGGUAUUGAGGAUCCUGUGAAGAUCGAUGGGGCUCCGGACUCUGUGCUGCGACAGGAGAUGAGCUUGUUCGACAAACCCACUCGUGGAACCUCCAUGGAUGAAUUUAAAGAGAUGCUGCACAGUUACCUCAAGGUGAACCUCGGUGAUCAGUCGUCUCUGGGCACCUUGGUGGACAGGGUCAUCACUCUCGCUGACAUCAACCAGGAUGGCAAAGUGUCUCUAGCCGAGGCCAAAUCAAUCUGGGCUCUCCUCCAGAUCAACGAGUUCCUCCUGAUGGUGGCGCUGCAGGAGAAGGAGCACACCCCCAAGCUGCUCGGCUUCUGCGGAGACUUGUAUGUGACGGAGCGUGUGGGCCACAGCUCCCUCUACAGGCUGGAGGUGCCUCAUUACCUGCAGGCCCUGGUCCCUGAGGCCCUGAGUUCGGGCCUGAACCACUGGCUCGCGCCGACGUGGCCCCGCAGAGCUCGCAUCACCAUAGGCCUGCUGGAGUUCGUGGAGGAGGUGUUCCACGGCUCCUACGGCAGUUUCCUAAUCUGUGACGCAAGUCCACUGCAUGUGGGCUACAAUGCCAAAUACGACUGCAAGAUGGUCAACCUGCACAGUGUGGCCUCCGAGGCGGUUGUGAGGGGAUUUCUGAAGGGCCGGCGGUGUGAGACCAACGCAGACUGCACUUACGGCCGGGACUGCACAGCCACCUGCGACCGGCUGGUGAAGCAGUGUAACACUGAGGUCGUGCAGCCCAAUCUCGCAAAAGUGUGCAUGCUGCUGCAGGACUUCCUGCUGUUCGGAGCACCAUCAGACCUGCGCGGAGAUCUGGAGAAGCAGCUGCGCACCUGUGUGACGCUGAGCGGCCUGGCGAGCCAGAUAGAGGUGCAUCACUCGCUUGUCCUCAACAACCUGAAGACUUUACUGUGGAAGAAAAUCUCUAACACUCAGUACUCGUGAAAACAGGCUGAGAUCAUCCAGCCUGCACUUUGAAUCACAACAUCAGUUUUCUUUUCUCAUUAAACUUUGCCAAACGUUCUCGAGGAUGGUGGUUACUAGUGUACAAUUUAAUAUAUGUUCUCCCUUCAUUGACUGUGAAUAACAAGAAGCUGUGAUCUAAUGAGUUCACAUGGACGUGCACAGCACAGGCCUUAAGUUGCCUGGGCAACUGCCCGUUUGCUCACUUUGACUGAGCUGCCCCUCUGGAGAACAGAAAGGUUUUAUUAUUAUUGUAGAUGCAUAAAUAUGAGUUGUCCCAAUAGUUUGUUAAGUUGUACCUAAUUCAAUUUGAGAUGUAUUUUAGUCAUAGAAGAUUUAAAGAAAUGAUGUAGAGCAAUUUUUUUUAGAGAAUUUAUUUUCAAAGUUUAAAUAUUGUGGUUUGCAAUCGGAUAGAUGACUGUGUUAGGUUACAGUUUCCU